Messenger RNA from Mesoplodon densirostris (Blainville's beaked whale), 2847 nucleotides. RefSeq names its product ZFP2 zinc finger protein (gene ZFP2). The transcript is spliced from 7 exons. Bases 770 to 2164 code for a protein of 464 amino acids. Gene Ontology annotation, molecular function: DNA-binding transcription factor activity; RNA polymerase II cis-regulatory region sequence-specific DNA binding. NCBI's taxonomy places the organism in Eukaryota, Metazoa, Chordata, Mammalia, Artiodactyla, Ziphiidae. Gene Ontology annotation, biological process: regulation of transcription by RNA polymerase II. The record is from RefSeq and is a predicted model, not a curated record.
GGAGAUGCUGGGAGGGGCGGCAUUGGUCCGCUGGUUGCUCUGGCUCCUGCUGGGAGAGGCUCUGCCUCCUCUGACCCUGCCCAUCCCCUGGGAAGGACACCACAGGAAGGAAGGAGAAGGCAAUGGCUGCUGGGCCUCUCCUAUUGGGAGUUCAGAAGAUUUCUGCUAGUCUCGUGAAGGUUACUGCUAGUCAUGAGGAGCAGACGUCACCAUGAAGGAUUUUAGUGCUUUUCUAGAUAUUUUUAGCACCUCCCUACCAUGUGCUAAGCAGCAUUCUGGGUGCUGGGAAGGUAGCAGUGAAUGAAACAGGCAACGCCCCUUCCUCCUGGAUCUUCUCUUCUAGAAAGAGGAGGCAGCAGUGAAGAAGAAAUACUACUGAGGACGAGGUUACAUGCUGUGAUGGCCACACAACAGGGUGGCCUGGCUGAGUGUGACGGGGCACCUUUGAGGAGAUGGCAUUCAAACUGUUUUUCAGGAAUCAGUGACAUUCAAGGAUGUGUCUGUAGAUCUCACCUGGGAGGAGUGGGUCCAAUCUAAAUUCUGCUCAGAGGAACUUGUAUGGGAAAGUGAUGCUGGGAAACUACAGUAACCUGGUUUUGCUGGGGCAUCAGCUUUCCAAACCAAAUGUAAUAUCUCAGCUGGAUUGAGAACUGAGCCUGAUGACAAAAGAACAUCCAGGGUGCAUUUCCCCAGACUGGGAGAUAAGACUUGAAACCAAAGAGUCAACUACAAAGCCCUAAUUACUGAAGAUUUAUCUUAUGGGGUAAUAAUGGAAAGAGAAGGUCUCUGGCAUUCUUCUUUAGGGGAAACCUGGGAACCUGAUAAUUGGUUAGAGGGGCAACAGAAAAACCAGGAUAGACAUCUGGGCCAAGUGCACAUUACCCAUAAGGAAACCCUCACUGUGAGAAGGACAUGUGGAGGUAAUGAAUUUGAAAGAUGUUUCAGUCAGGGUUCAGUCAUUGAUACACAACAAACUGUUCCUGUGGGGAAAAGUCCUCACAGUUGGAAUUCACAUGGAAAAGACACUAAACAAAAUGCUGAAUUAAUUAAAACUCAAAGAAUGUUUGCAGGAAAGAAAAUCUACGGAUGUAAUGAUUGUGGGAAAACCUUCAGCCAGAGUUCAUCCCUCCUUAAGCACCAGAGGACUCAUACAGGGGAGAAACCCUAUAACUGUAAUGUAUGUGGGAAGCACUUCAUUGAACGCUCCUCGCUUACUGUACAUCAAAGAAUUCAUACUGGAGAGAAACCUUACAAAUGUAACGAAUGUGGGAAAACCUUCAGUCAGAGCAUGAAUCUUACUGUUCAUCAAAGAACUCAUACUGGAGAGAAACCAUAUCAAUGUAAAGAGUGUGGAAAAGCUUUCCGCAAGAAUUCAUCCCUUAUUCAACAUGAAAGGAUUCAUACUGGAGAGAAACCCUACAAAUGUAAUGAAUGUGGUAAAGCUUUUACCCAAAGUAUGAAUCUCACAGUGCAUCAAAGAACUCAUACAGGAGAAAAACCCUAUGAAUGUAAUGAAUGUGGAAAAGCCUUCAGUCAAAGUAUGCAUCUCACUGUACAUCAGAGAAGCCAUACUGGAGAAAAGCCCUAUGAGUGUAGUGAAUGUGGAAAAGCCUUUAGUAAGAGCUCAGCUCUUACCCUGCAUCAGCGAAAUCAUACUGGAGAAAAACCCUACAAAUGUAACAAAUGUGGGAAAUCCUUUAGCCAAAGUACAUACCUUAUAGAGCAUCAGAGACUUCAUUCUGGAGUAAAACCUUUUGAAUGUAAUCAGUGUGGGAAAGCUUUCAGUAAGAAUUCAUCUCUUACUCAGCAUCGGAGAAUUCAUACUGGAGAGAAACCUUAUGAGUGUAUGAUAUGUGGGAAACAUUUCACUGGGCGAUCAUCCCUUACUGUACAUCAGGUUACUCAUACUGGAGAGAAGCCUUAUGAAUGCAGUGAAUGUGGAAAGGCCUUCAGCCAGAGCGCAUACCUUAUUGAGCAUCAAAGAAUACAUACUGGUGAGAAGCCCUAUGAAUGCAAUCAGUGUGGAAAAGCCUUCAUUAAGAAUUCAUCCCUUAUAGUGCAUCAGAGAACGCAUACAGGAGAGAAACCCUAUCAGUGUAAUGAAUGUGGAAAAGCCUUCAGUCGGAGUACAAAUCUUACACGGCAUCAGAGAACUCACACGUGAGGGAAGCUUCCAUGGGAUCCUUCACCAUGAUGAACUCUUCAGUGAUAAUCAGAUAAGUCAUGUGAUGUAGAAACCUAAUAAAUGUAAUGAUUGUAGUAAUCUUUUAGUUGAAGUAUAAUAUACCAUAUCAGAAAAUACAGACCACUGCAGAGAAACCAUAUAGAAGUGGAGAAAUCUUGAUUCAGAAAGUAAAACUUUAUACUAGAAGGUUUAAGUAGCUAAUGUUCUAAGCAAUGAGGAUUCAUGCUGAAGAUAAGUUCUAUUGUAUUAUACUGCAGAUUCUCCUUUGGACAUCAGAGACUUCACACUGGAGAGGAAAUGUGAGAGUGCUUAACUGGAUAGCCCAAAGACCUGGUAUGUAGUCCUGAUCUGCCACUAACUUGGACAAGUCACCUACUUUCACCAGGUCCCAGUGUCCUUAUUUGGUAAAUGAGGGAUUUUAGAUUUAGAAGGCUCCAAGAUCCCUAUAAGCUCUAAAAUGCUACAAACAUAAAUAUGCUUGAUUUUUCACCAUGUUAUAUAUGUUAUCUAGAUGCUCCUAUUCCAUAAUCUGGUUUCCCUGAAUGUUUUGAGUCAAAAUUCUCUACUUCUACCAACUUCUAUUAUUCCUCCAUGUCCUUCCCCCUCCCCCUGUUAUUUUCUCCUCUGAAAUAUUGGCUGCUUGCUACCAGGUGAUAGAAUAA